AUGGUGCGCAUUCCCUUGACUGAUAAUGAGGAUACAACUCUUCAUGUUGCGGUGAGCCGAGGAAACAAUGAUUUUGUGAGAGAGUUUGUUAACUAUGAACACGUGACCCGACAAGACCUGGAAAUACCAAAUGCAAAUGGGAACAUAGCAUUUUGCUUGGCUGCAAUUACAGGGAAGAGAGAAUUUUUAGAAAUUAUGAUUCAAAAGAAUGAAGAUUUGCCACUGAUUCAUGGGCAAAAUGGGAUGCUUCCAGUUCACUUGGCUCUUUUAAGUGGCUUCCACGAAAUCGUGCAACAUCUUUCCUCUUAUAAUCUCCUUGAGAAAAUGAAUUUCAAGGAUAUUGAACGACUCUUUUUCAUGGCCUUGAAUAGCAACAUAUAUGGAAACUUUUAUGUAGUGGAAAGCCUUUUUCUCAUAAGUGAUGAUCUAGCACGUGAACUAGUGAUGAUAAAGGACCCUGAAAAUGGACAGAGCCUACUGCACAUUGUUGUUUUAUUUCGACAAAAUAGCAUCAUCGACUUCAUAUUAGGCAGGGUGCCGAAUGUAAAGCUAAUUAUACAAGCAGUUGAUAAAGAUCGUAACAAUGUUCUACACUUUGCUGCACGUCAACCAGAACAAGCAUCACUAAGUUUGAGACCAGACAUUCGAAUGCAAAAAGAACUGGAAUGGUAUACGAAAAUGAAGAAGAGAGUUCCUCCUGAGCUAUGGACAAUGAGAAACAAAGAUGGCAUGACACCAAAUGAUAUGUUUUAUGCAAAUCAUAGGAAGUUAUCUAACGAAGUUAAAGACACAGCCAAAGCAGUAGCCUAUUCUUGUAUGGUUGUGGCAGCACUUGUUGUUACCGUCGCUUUUGCUGCAGCUCUUACUACUCCAGGUGACAAGAACAAUGCUUGGUUUGCUGUAUUCAUCAUGACAAAUACAAUUGCAUUCUUCACAUCUUCUUUAUCUAUCGUCGCUUUCUUAUCAAUAUUCACUUCAUCUAGAUUCGAAGAAAGCGAUUUUGUCAUCUCACUAUAUCCAAACUUGAUUAUUGGGAAAAAGCUGCUGUAUAUCUCCGUUGUCAGUAUGAUCAUAGCUUUUGCUGCAGCUUCCUUCUUGAUAUUUGGUCAUAUAUACAAGUGGGUUGCAUAUGUAGUGACUUCGUUCGGGCUUCUCACAAUAAUUUUUGUUCUUGAGCUUCAACUUAGCCUUUUCUCAAGAUAUAUAAAACCAUGUCUAGAGUACAUUAUGAAUCAGCUGGCACGAAGAAUUAUUUAUCUGCACACAGUCAGGAUGCGUGAGAAAUUUCUCAAGUAUAUAAAGACAGAUUUACCCGUGUCUGGAUCGAGUUUUUCAUUGAGUUUGUGA
This is a messenger RNA of Lotus japonicus, 1347 nucleotides long. Its product is annotated as ankyrin repeat-containing protein ITN1-like. Bases 1 to 1347 code for a protein of 448 amino acids. The record is from RefSeq and is a predicted model, not a curated record. Lineage: Eukaryota; Viridiplantae; Streptophyta; Magnoliopsida; Fabales; Fabaceae. Gene Ontology annotation, molecular function: protein binding. The transcript is spliced from 3 exons.